Messenger RNA from Hipposideros armiger (great roundleaf bat), 4964 nucleotides. It is a transcript of the gene RHBDL3, whose product is annotated as rhomboid like 3. The transcript has 9 exons. Gene Ontology annotation, cellular component: membrane. The record is from RefSeq and is a predicted model, not a curated record. Bases 323 to 1537 code for a protein of 404 amino acids. Gene Ontology annotation, molecular function: calcium ion binding; serine-type endopeptidase activity. NCBI's taxonomy places the organism in Eukaryota, Metazoa, Chordata, Mammalia, Chiroptera, Hipposideridae.
GGGAGCGCGGGGAGCCGCGGGGCCGGGGCCGGCCCAAGGGCGCCCUCGCCUUGGAGCCGGGCGUGGGGGCCAGGGUGGAGACGGAGGCCGGCGGGCCGCAAGCGCGUAGAAGUUUGGCGGCGGCGGGGCCAGCGUCCCGGGGUCUCGAGGCGGCGACGCAGGGGUCGCAGCCAUGGGGGCGGGCGCGGGCGGCGGGGCUGGCGCGGAGGUGGCGCGGCGCACGCUGAGUCCCCCGAGCUGCGCGGCCGCCGCGGCGCAAAGUUAGCCCGGCGCCCCGGGACGAGCCCCGCAGCCGCUGGCCGGACGUGGACCCCGCUUCGGCAUGGGCGAACACCCCAGCCCGGGCCCCGCGGUGGCCGCCUGCGCCGAGGCUGAGCGCAUCGAGGAACUGGACCCCGAGGCGGACGAGCGGCCGCCGGCGGCACCGGAGGACCACUGGAAAGUCCUGUUUGAUCAGUUUGACCCUGGGAACACGGGCUACAUCAGCACAGGCAAGUUCCGCAGCCUCCUGGAGAGCCACAGCUCCAAGCUGGACCCGCACAAACGAGAGGUGCUCCUGGCUCUCGCUGACAGCCACGCGGAUGGGCAGGUCUGCUACCAGGAUUUUGUCAACCUGAUGAGCAACAAGCGGUCUAACAGCUUCCGCCAGGCCAUCCUGCAGGGGAAUCGCAGGCUCUGCAGUAAGGCCCUGCUGGAGGAGAAAGGGCUGAACCUCUCGCAGCGGCUGAUCCGCCAUGUGGCCUAUGAGACGCUGCCCCGGGAGAUUGACCGAAAGUGGUACUAUGACAGUUACACCUGCUGUCCCCCGCCCUGGUUCAUGAUCACAGUCACACUGCUGGAGGUUGCCUUUUUCCUCUACAAUGGAGUGUCGCUGGAUCAAUUUGUGCUUCAGGUAACCCACCCACGAUACCUGAAGAACUCACUGGUUUACCACCCCCAGCUCCGAGCACAGGCCUGGCGUUACUUGACGUACAUCUUCAUGCAUGCAGGGAUAGAACACCUGGGACUCAACGUGGUGCUGCAGCUCCUGGUGGGGGUGCCCUUGGAGAUGGUGCACGGAGCAACCCGCAUCGGGCUGGUCUAUGUGGCUGGCGUUGUGGCAGGAUCCUUGGCAGUGUCUGUGGCUGACAUGACUGCGCCCGUCGUGGGCUCCUCUGGAGGGGUCUAUGCGCUUGUCUCUGCCCAUCUGGCCAACAUCGUGAUGAACUGGUCGGGCAUGAAGUGCCAAUUCAAGCUGCUGCGGAUGGCUGUGGCCUUGAUCUGUAUGAGCAUGGAGUUUGGGCGGGCCGUGUGGCUCCGGUUCCACCCGUCGGCCUAUCCCCCGUGCCCUCACCCGAGCUUCGUGGCGCACCUGGGUGGCGUGGCCGUGGGCAUCACCCUGGGCGUGGUGGUCCUGAGGAACUACGAGCAGAGGCUGCAGGACCAGUCCCUGUGGUGGAUUUUUGUGGCCAUGUACACCAUCUUUGUGCUGUUUGCUGUCUUCUGGAAUAUCUUUGCCUACACGCUGCUAGACUUAAAGCUGCCACCGCCCCCCUAAAGGGCUGGAGGACCACGGUCGGCCGGUCGGGGAGGGAGAAGCAGCAUCAGAAAGGAGCAUCUGUGUUCUUUUCCUCAUCACCAGCUCAGCGAGGCCAGGGAGGAGAGGACGAGAGACACUGGGCCGCUGUGAUACGUGUGUUCAGAUAUGGACACGCGAUGGAUGGAGCCUCUUUUCUGAAAAGCAUCUGCUGGAGAAGUUGGAUGUGGCUACCGUUGUUUUCUAGACUGUUCUGAAAAUAAUGGGGCCAGAGCAAAGGCCUGGGGUGGGGUGACAGUGGCCGCCCCCUUGGGCUGGGCAUGUUCCGUGUGUUCAGUGGUCUCCUCCCCUGUCAGAUUGGGCAGCAGCCUUAGCCUCCACCCUGAGAGACCGAAAGGGUGUAAGGAGGGCCUGAGGGGGUAGAAGCCGGCAAUUCCUUGUUCGGCCCAGAGAUGAUUGCAGCCCAGGAAGUGUUCCCUCUCCAGCUAUAGGGUCUGGGGCUCUGGAGUGGAAGAAGGCCUGGCCGUGGACAUGUUGACUUUGGCCUGGGUGGAGCCCAAGGUGCCCUCCUGUGCCUGUGGGUGAGCACUGGGGUGUGGCCUCUAGUGCCUAGGGGGACAGAGGAGGGAGGUUCUGUAACUUCAGGCCCCACCCUUGCCCUGGGGGGACCCAGCAAGAGGAACCCAAGCAAGAGGGAAUGAACUUCAUCCCAAAUUCCACUCGGGCACGUCCCAGGACCAACUGUGACGUCUCCCUCCCUUUCUCCCGGAGUGCUGACAUCUCACACCAGUGCCCCAGUACUCCUCCCCUUCCAUUGUCCUGACCCUACCUUGUGCCUCUCCUUUGGUUGUGCAGGUGAUAUUCCGAUGUGUGUGUGCACGUACGGUUUGGUGGGCUGACGUGCCCGUGUGAUGGGAAAGGCACUGUGAGGUGCCUAGGAGACUGCAGCGGAAGCCUGUGAGGGGCAUUGGGGGUCUGUGUGAGAGGAAGGGACAGCUCCUAAGGAUCUUUGCUUUUAGCAAAGCUUGUCCCUUCUUUCCCACCGCACCCCCACCCCACCCCAUCCCUUCCAAGCCUCUGAGAAUUGUGGACCAGUGAAAGAAUUUUCCCUGGUGGGGGGAGACCUCACUCCCUUCCAGAGCCCCUCAGGAGGCUGAGGGUGUCCUCACCUUCGCCAAGUUCUGUUCUAGGGUGGCCUUCAUAUCUGAAAAGGUUCUGUCCUAUCUCCCUUAGGAGGCAAGGGGCUUUGGGGGUACAAGACAGGCUGGAGCAGGAAUAUUAAGGCCAUGUGUCCUUUUGAGCCGGGGAGGACAGGAGGUUGCAGCAAAAGGAGUUCCAAUUUAGGUGGAAAACUGCUUCUAAAGAGCAAUUGUUGGGUGCUUGGAUGAGCGUCAAAGGCGAGGACAGCCCACAGACUCAGAUGCUCAGAGCUAGGAGGUAACUUGAACCCUAUCAAGUCCAUCCCCACCACCAUUUCACAAGUGGGAAAAUGAGGCCAAGCAAAUAACCCCCUACCAGGAGCUGGUGCAGGCCCUGAGGGGAGAGCAUGGGGAGGAUGGCCUUUGACAGAAUGUCAUUCCCUUUAUACUGCUCUUGAACUACCAACUACUGACAGCCCAGAAGGAUAAAGAACCCAAGUGUGGGAGGCAAAGGGACUGGGUUCGUGCAGGUACAAGGGCAGGAGUGUGGGAACCGCAUCCUACUAGCCACAUGCUUAUCAGAACCUUUAUGGACACUGAGGCCCGACGUCCAAAGUCAGCCAGGCCAGGAAUUGGGGAUUGUGGGCCGCUGCAGCCAGGGCACCCCACUCAGCUGUAGGCUAUGCCAGGCCCUUCCCUGUCUUUGCCCAAUGCUAAAUAGAUUGCCCUGGUCCCCACAUAUGGCUCCUGUGCUGCAUUGGUCAUGCUGCACUGUGCCAGCGCUGUGCUGAGGACUGCCAACGUGAGGUGGCGUGGGCCCAGAUCUUUAGCUGAGCUGCGUCACCCUGAGACAUCUGUCUGUGUCCUUCCAGCUAUUCCGUGACCUAUUGAGAGAAAGGUGUAGCUGGAAGAGUCAGCUUCUUAGGAGACUGAGGUGGAACUGGGGGCCAAGAAGACUUGGGGAUGGUGGAGAAGGGGGCCUUGGCCAUGGGCUGCAGCUGCUGCUAAACCUGAGUGGUGAUGACCCUUCCUGGAGGAGCAGAGGCAGCUAGUGCCCCUCCUGGCACCUGGGGCUUCUGGGUUGUGGGUGGAAGGAGCAGUCUUUGUCUGGUGUGGCCUGGAGAGGAACCUUCUUCUCUCAGGGGUGAGAAGACUGAACCAGAAGAUUCUAGAAAGCCCUCAGAGAAGCAUCCCGUUCCCUUGGGGCUUCAGAUGGAAGCUUGUUACUGAGAUGGACUGCCUGAGGCGGGAACCCCAUCCACCGUCCAGGUAACUCUGUCCUUUGAGGUCUGGAGCCUGCUGAGAGCCUCAGCUACACCAUAGGCCACCAGCCCGAACUGCUCCCUGUCAGCAGGGUAUCCAACGGCAACCCAAAAGUUCUCUGGUCUGCCUAACACCCACCUCCACUCCCCUCUCCCAGCCAUCCCUUCCAAGCAGGGGCACCCACCGGUGACAACAGUCACUUCACACAACCCAGGUCUCCCACCCAAGGGCCAGAGACGGAUGUCCCGUAAGAAAGGUUUACUUUUUGGUGUCAUGCUUUCUCCCCAGCAGGCCCCUUUGUUCCCUCCCAGGACCCUGCUGGCAGCGUGUCCACAUCAGUCCUCCCGCCUCACCCAGUAUGGCCACCUGGCCAGCGUGCGGGAAAGCUGAGGGUGGUAUGAAUCUUCAGGCUGUGGAGGGAGGUUGGAUUUUCAUCGCCAUGAUACAGAAGCUGAAAUCUAGGGAUUCCCCACACAGCAGCCGCAGACGCGAGCUCUCGUUAAACAGAAGAGGAAUCACAGAAACCCGGGAAAGGAAAACAAACCUUCAAAGGAGAAAUUUCACUUCCAUGACACCAUUAAUCAUCCAUUUUUUAAUUAGGAAAAGCUCCCUAAUGAGGCACUUUCGCCAGCUAAUAGGACUCUCAAUUUCCAUGAGAACUAUUCUUGCCCAGAGGAUUAGGGGACUCAUUGCUCACCAAACCCAGAUCUCUCCCCGGUGUCCAAUUUCGUUUGCAAAUAAUGCAGGUUCCCGAGCACAGCGGAAGCCCUUUCCUGGCAUCCUGCGUGUUGCUCCCAGGGCUGACUGGAAAGCGCGGGUACUCCUCUGCCUUAAAAAACAGUGCCCGACACUGAACUCCCCCCCCACCGCCCCCACUUCCCCCACCACAAGGACUUAAGUGGAAAACAAAACAGAACACAAGCUGUAACGUUUGUUUCUAAAUAUUUUUGUAUUGUGUACAUUCUGUAUAUUUUUGUUGUAACAUAUUAUUUGAGCACAGAUUCCAUUAAAGAUUUUUUUUUUAAGGCAUUGGUGAUUCAGAAAGU